Messenger RNA from Trichobilharzia szidati, 1845 nucleotides. NCBI's taxonomy places the organism in Eukaryota, Metazoa, Platyhelminthes, Trematoda, Strigeidida, Schistosomatidae. The record is from the annotation of a GenBank genome assembly.
AUGGCUACCAUAUCCAAACACAAGAAGGUGAGGAUGGUGAAACAGAAGCUCAAACUGUUUCGUGCAAAUGAGCCACUGAAAAGUGUACUCAUGUGGGGCAUCAACUACUCAUUUUCUACCUUAAAUCAUGUUAAACCACGUGCGCUAUUGCUGAAAGAUGAUUUCAAGGCUCAUAUGAAGGUGAAAGUGAAUAAUCACUAUUUCAACAAGGAAAAUAUGCCAAGUCGAUUUAAGUUUAAAGAGUAUUGUCCAAUGGUGUUCAAGUCGUUGCGAGAUCGAUUUGGAGUUAAGAAACUGGAUUAUUGGGAUGCUUUCACCAGAUAUCAACCAUUAUGGGAUAGUACACGAGGUAAAUCUGGUUCGAAGUUUCUGGUCACCUACAACCGUCAAUUCGUGGCGAAAACGAUCAGUUCUGAAGAAGUGGAACAAAUGCAUCAUAUGCUAGAAGAAUAUUAUUCUUAUAUUGUCAAAGGACAUGGCCAGACGUUGCUUCCUCAAUACUUAGGACUUUAUCGACUCACUGUGAACGACCAAGAGACGUAUAUCCUUGUUAUGAGAAAUGUGUUCAGUCCGAGACUGGCUAUCCACAAGAAAUAUGACCUGAAGUCGAAGCCGUUGCCGACGCUGAAAGACGCCGAUUUUCUGACUGAUAUAUGCAAGAUACACAUUGGUGAAGAGGCGAAGAAGAAGCUGUUGAGCACUUUGGAGUCUGAUAUACUGUUUUUACAAGAAAACAAUUUGAUUGAUUACAGUCUUCUAAUCGGUGUCCACGAUCCUGAGAUUGCAUUGACUACUUCAAAUGAGAAUGAUGGUGAUGACGUGGAAGGGACUGGUGACUCCGUGUUGGAUGCUAAUCGAGCGUUUGAGGAUAAGGUGGUGUCAGCAGGAGAUGGUCUUGGGACACUUGUAUCACACGGUCAAUAUAACCAUCCGUCGACGACGAGAUCGAGUAUUGCGUUUGGCUUGGCUUCAUCGGGUACUGGUGGUGUUGGGACUGGGAAUGUGAGCACUGGUGAUGACGAUGACGAUGAAGAGGAAGGAGUUUUGAUACCGGACAGCAAUCCACAAGUGCCUCCGAACGAUUUAACUCCACCGGACAGUCCACCCGGAGCGAUUUGUCUACCUCAAUUGUUUUCAGGUGAUCUGCAUCCUAGUUUAGAAUGCUAUGGAAUCAAAGGUUCAACCGAUUCUCCUCAUUCACUGAUUUAUUUUGUGGCUAUUAUCGAUAUACUAACGCGUUAUGGAAUGCGUAAGCGUACAGCUCAAACGUAUAAAACAGUAAAGCAUGGUUCAGAUGUGACCUCUGUGAAACCGGAAUUCUAUGGUCGUCGUUUAUUGGAUUUUGUUGAACAGUGCGUUGAUUGACUUCGAAGUGUUUUUGAUUUGAUUUGAUUUGAUUUUUCAGUUUACCUCUGUUUCCUCUCACACUUAUCCAGUAAAUAUUGUAUGCUUGUAUAUACACAUUGCCUGACAUGUGCAUACACAUACAACAUACAUGCAUUUAUCUGCAGAUGCAAACACACAGCACACAAACACACACACACACACACUCACUGAACACCCGUACAUCCACGCAGCCAGAAUACAUUCACACACACACACACACAACACACACACGAAUACACACUUUAUAAGCGAAUUAUUAUCUCCCGUGCUUCAGGAAUUGUCGAAAAUUGUGAUCAGAACUACUUUUUCCUUUUGUCUUUUUUCUGCAUUUCAACUACUUAUUUCUCUUUAUUAUAUUAUAUUGCUUUGUGACACUGCCAGUUGUGUCCAGUGUAUGUGAUUUUGCAUUAUAAUUUGUUGUAAUAAUACAAGUACAAAUAAAAAUGAUCAUAACCACUA